Molecule: messenger RNA, 3843 nt
Organism: Ipomoea triloba (trilobed morning glory)
Lineage: Eukaryota; Viridiplantae; Streptophyta; Magnoliopsida; Solanales; Convolvulaceae
Product: RAB6A-GEF complex partner protein 1-like
Exons: 23
Coding region: 231-3605 (1124 amino acids)
Biological process (GO): intracellular protein transport; retrograde transport, endosome to Golgi
Cellular component (GO): Golgi membrane; Ric1-Rgp1 guanyl-nucleotide exchange factor complex; cytosol
Molecular function (GO): protein binding
Source: RefSeq, a predicted model, not a curated record
GGUAGUAAAUUGUCCAUCCAAACAAUCUGGAAAUCAUACUGCCUCUGUUAUUUUUCUCUCUGCAGAAUGCUUCCGAUUUGGAUCUCCUGCAAAACAUUGCAUCUGCUUUAUCUAACUCAUUGAUUUGCAUUCUCUUCUUCUUUGCUUAAUCAACCGGAAAUUUUGGCGGCAGAAGUUCAUACAUUUAUUGUUUAUACAUAAGAUAUUAUUUUAACGCACAUCCAUAGAAGAUGUAUAUGCCAUUUGGAUGGCCACAGGUCAUCCCGCUGGAGCCAGGAAUUUGUCCUUCUUCUCUGCGGAUUGUGUAUCUGAAAGUCACCAAUCGGUUUUUGCUCGUUGUGUCGCCUACACACCUCGAGCUCUGGUCGUCUUCUCAGCAUAGAGUGAGAAUCGGGAAGUAUGAGAGAGAUUCGGGUUCCAUUCUGAAGGAAGGCGAUAAUUUGCAGGCCGUAUGGAGUUCUGAGACGAAAUUAAUUGCCGUUCUUACAUCUUCUUUGUAUCUCCAAAUUCUUAAGGUUAAUUUUACAGAAAAGAAAAUACAACUUGGAGGGAAACAACCGUCUGUGUUGGUUCUAGCGAACGUUACUUUACUCUUGAAUGAGCAGGCUCCAUUUGCUGACAAGAAUUUGACAGUGAGCAAUAUUAUCUGUGAUAGCAGAAACAUGUUAGUUGGACUCUCUGACGGAUCACUGUACAACAUAUCUUGGAAGGGUGAGUUUUGUGGAGCCUUUCAUCUUGAUGCUCAGCUUCAUGAUGGUAGUGAGGCUAUUAAAAUUUCAAAUUCUCUGGAAAAUGGUCUAGCUUCUGUUGGAGUUCAAGUUGAUUCUGAACUUAAUCAUUAUUCAUCAAAAUCAUCUGGUGUGAUCUACCUGGACUUUUCCAUACCUUUAAGGUUACUGUUUGUGCUAUUUUCGGAUGGACAACUUGUCCUGUGUUCUGUGAGCAAGAAGGGCUUCAGGCAAGCUGAGUCUGUCAAAGCUGAAAAGAGGUUGGGCUCUGGUGAUGCUGUAUGUGUCUCUGUUGCUUCAGACCAACAAAUUCUUGCUGUUGGUACCACAAGAGGUGUUGUUGAGUUGUAUGAUCUAGCAGAAUCGGUUUCACUAUUACGUUCAGUUUCUUUAUAUGACUGGGGAUAUUCUGUGGAAGAUACUGGUGCUGUAAAUUGUAUUGCAUGGACACCUGACAAUUCUGCUUUUGCAGUUGGCUGGAAGUUAAGAGGACUCACAGUUUGGUCUGUUUCUGGCUGCCGAUUAAUGUCUACCAUCUGCCAAAUUGGAUUAAGUUCUGUAUCUUCUCCAGUAAUUAAGCCAAAUCAAGAAUAUAAAAAUGAACCCAUGAUGGGUGGAACCUCCCUGAUGCACUGGGAUGAACAUGGAUACAGGCUUUAUGCUAUUGAGGAAGGAUCUUUGGAGAGAAUAAUUGCAUUCGCUUUUGGGAAAUGCUGCCUCAACAGAGGAGUUUCUGGGACAACUUAUGUUCGCCAAGUUAUAUACGGUGAAGAUAGGUUACUUGUUGUGCAAUCAGAAGAUACUGAUGAACUCAGAAUCUUGCAUCUCAACCUUCCGGUUUCUUAUCUUUCCCAAAAUUGGCCUGUUCUACAUGUAGCUGCUAGCAGAGAUGGGAUGUACUUGGCUGUUGCUGGUUUUCAUGGGUUGAUCCUGUAUGACCUACGUUUAAAAAAAUGGCGUGUUUUUGGAGAUAUUACUCAGGAACAAAAAAUUCAAUGCAGAGGCUUGCUAUGGCUGGGGAAAAUUGUUGUUGUUUGCAACUAUGAUAGUUCUUCCAAUACGUACGAAUUACUUUUCUACCCGAGAUAUCACCUUGAUCAAGGUUCACUACUUUGCCGGAAACCUUUGCUUGCAAAGCCAAUGGUCAUGGAUGUUUAUCAAGAUUAUAUACUUGUCACUUACCGCCCGUUCGAUGUCCAUAUUUUUCAUGUGAAGCUGUCUGGUGAACUGACACCUUCGAAGUCACCGGAUUUAGAGCUUUCUACAGUACGAGAGCUCUCGAUCAUGACUGCAAAGAGCCAUCCUGCAGCAAUGCGGUUUAUCCCCGAUCAGCUUCCUAGGGAAUCUAUCAAUGAGAAUGGUGUAUCAUUAGCAUCUCAUGUCUUAACCAGGGAGCCUUCUAGGUGCUUGAUUCUCAGGACAAAUGGAGAACUUUCACUGCUUGAUUUGGAUGAGGGGAGGGAAAGAGAUCUCACUGACUCGGUGGAGUUGUUCUGGGUUACCUGCGGUCAGUCAGAGGAGAAAACAAACCUAAUUGAGGAAGUGUCAUGGCUGGAUUAUGGCCACCGAGGAAUGCAGGUUUGGUAUCCAUCUCCAGGUGUCGACAGUUUUAAACAAGAGGAUUUCUUGCAGUUGGACCCGGAGCUGGAAUUUGAUCGUGAGGUGUAUCCUCUUGGUCUACUGCGCAAUGCUGGGGUUGUUGUGGGUGUUUCACAGAGAAUGUCUUUUUCUGCAUGUACUGAGUUUCCAUGUUUCGAGCCAUCUCCUCAAGCUCAGACCAUAUUGCAUUGCUUACUACGACAUCUUCUGCAGAGGGACAAAAUGCAAGAAGCAUUACGGUUGGCACAAUUAUCAGCAGAAAAGCCACAUUUUUCACAUUGUUUAGAGUGGCUUCUUUUUACAGUUUUUGAAGCUGAAAUUUCCAGGCAAAACACAAAUAAGAAUCACACUACAGUUCCUAAUCAUGCUACCUCCUGCUCACUUCUGGAAAAGACCUGUGAUCUAAUCAGAAAUUUUCCCGAGUAUUUUGAUGUGGCCGUUAGUGUUGCACGAAAAACUGAUGCUCGACAUUGGGCAGAUUUGUUUGCUGCUGCUGGUAGAUCCACUGAGUUGUUUGAGGAAUGCUUCCAAAAUAGAUGGUAUCGGACUGCUGCUUGCUAUAUACUGGUAAUUGCAAAGCUUGAGGGUCCUGCUGUGAGUCAGUAUUGUGCAAUGCGUUUAUUGCAGGCAGCACUUGAUGAAUCUUUAUAUGAACUGGCUGGGGAACUAGUGAGGUUUCUCCUCAGAUCUGGACGGGAAUAUGAACCUACAACAACAGAUUCUGAGAAGCUAUCUCCUCGGUUCUUUGGAUAUUUUCUUUUUUCGUCUAGUUUUGGUAGACAGGCUCUGGAUUCAAAAGGCUCAUUCAAGGAGCAGAGUCCGCAUAUUUCUUCUGUUAAGAAUAUUUUAGAAAGCCAUGCAAGCUAUCUGAUGUGUGGAAAAGAACUUUCAAAGCUUGUUGCAUUUGUGAAGGCCACGCAGUUUGAUCUUGUGGAAUAUUUACAGCGAGAAAGAUAUGGAUCUGCUCGCUUGGACAAUUUUGCUUCCGGGCUUGAGCUUAUAGGACAGAAGCUUCAAAUGGAGACAUUGCAAAGUAGGUUAGAUGCAGAAUUCCUAUUGGCUCAAAUGUGCUCUGUCAAAUUCAAAGAAUGGAUUGUUGUCCUGGCCACACUUCUGAGGCGAUCUGAGGUUUUGUUUGAUUUAUUUCAACAUGAUUUGCGUUUAUGGAAUGCAUAUAGCACAACUUUACAGUCACAUCCCGCAUUUGCUGAAUACCACGAUCUGCUUGCAUUCUUGGAACUGAAGCUACGCCCCACUUCAAAUCCAGAAGAAAAAUGAAAAUAUUUGUAGAUAGGGGCACAGUCGAUGUGUCGGAAUAUCCAUUUGUGUUGCGUUUUCCUGGAUAAUUACAGUUUACAAGCUUUUAUCUUUGUGUUUCCCAUUUUCUGUUUGGACCGGACCAAAGUUCGGAUUCUUAUUUCUUUACCUUAGUGUACAGAGACGAGAGACACUGUUUGUAUGAAAAGUUGUAUUUUGUCGGGAUUAAAUUAGUUCCUUGACGUUUACCUGACCUCAA